This is a messenger RNA of Amborella trichopoda, 2241 nucleotides long. RefSeq names its product eukaryotic peptide chain release factor subunit 1-3. Gene Ontology annotation, molecular function: translation release factor activity. NCBI's taxonomy places the organism in Eukaryota, Viridiplantae, Streptophyta, Magnoliopsida, Amborellales, Amborellaceae. The record is from RefSeq and is a predicted model, not a curated record. Gene Ontology annotation, biological process: translational termination.
UACUCCUUUUUGCAUCAGGGCUUGUUCUAUUGCUAGGAACUCUUUUUUUUUUUAAUCAAAAUUAAGGGGUUUUGUCUUGCUGUCUUGCUCUUGAGGAUUAUCAUCUGCUGGUUAUUGGAUCUUGGAAGCUUUUGUUUUGGAGGGUUUAGGACUUGUAACCUUGCUCUUGCUUCUAUUUAUUGUCAAUGGCUGACGGUCAUGAAACUGAUAAGAACAUCGAGAUAUGGAAGAUAAAGAAACUCAUCAAGGCCUUGGAGGCUGCAAGGGGCAAUGGCACGAGCAUGAUCUCUCUUAUCAUGCCUCCUCGUGAUCAAAUCUCAAGAGUUACAAAGAUGCUUGGUGAUGAGUUUGGUACUGCCUCUAACAUCAAAUCUAGGGUUAACAGGCAAUCUGUUCUUGGUGCCAUUACCUCGGCCCAACAAAGGCUUAAGCUGUACAACAAAGUCCCCCCUAAUGGGCUGGUUUUAUAUACAGGGACUAUAGUUACUGAAGAUGGGAAAGAGAAGAAAGUGACAAUAGACUUUGAGCCCUUCAAACCUAUUAACGCCUCUUUGUACCUUUGUGACAACAAGUUCCAUACUGAGGCCUUAAAUGAGCUCUUGGAGUCCGAUGACAAGUUUGGCUUCAUUGUCAUGGAUGGUAAUGGCACGUUGUUUGGCACUCUUAGUGGAAACACCCGAGAAGUUCUCCAUAAGUUCACAGUGGACCUUCCUAAGAAACAUGGAAGAGGAGGGCAGUCAGCCUUGCGAUUUGCUAGGCUUCGAAUGGAGAAACGUCAUAAUUAUGUUAGGAAAACUGCUGAGCUUGCAACCCAAUUCUUCAUAAACCCAGCCACAAGCCAGCCCAAUGUAGCGGGUCUGAUCCUUGCAGGGUCUGCUGACUUUAAAACCGAGCUUAGCCAAUCCGAUAUGUUUGAUCCCCGCCUCCAAGCCAAGAUAUUAAAUGUGGUCGAUGUUUCUUAUGGUGGGGAAAAUGGGUUUAACCAGGCCAUUGAGCUCUCUUCUGAGAUCCUCUCGAAUGUGAAGUUUAUCCAGGAGAAGAAGCUCAUAGGCAAGUAUUUUGAAGAGAUAAGCCAAGAUACAGGAAAAUACGUUUUUGGUGUUGAAGAUACAUUGAAGGCUUUGGAGAUGGGUGCUGUAGAAACCCUAAUUGUGUGGGAGAAUUUGGACAUUAACAGGUACUUGUUGAAGAAUAGUGUUACAGGGGAGAUAGUUAUAAAGCAUUUGGCCAAGGAACAAGAGGCUGAUCAAAACAAUUUUAGGGACCAGGCUAAUUCAGCAGAAUUGGAGGUUCAGGAGAAGAUUUCACUAUUGGAAUGGUUUGCUAAUGAGUAUAAAAAGUUUGGGUGUACUUUGGAGUUUGUGACCAAUAAGUCUCAAGAGGGAUCACAGUUUUGUAGAGGUUUUGGUGGUAUCGGUGGUAUUCUUCGAUACCAGCUCGAUAUGAGGUCCUUUGACGAGCUCUCAGAUGAAGGUGAGAUUGACGAUGACUCGGAAUAGCAAUCAUCUGAUUUGCUGGUGCGACGGUCACCGGCGUUUCACCAUGCCGCCGGUGGCAUCAUAAUGCAUGAAACGUCUUCAAAACAUAUGGUGAAUAUCGUUGGUGGUUUCGGAAACAUGAUCGAAAGUGUGGGAGCUAAUUUUAGAGAUCUUGGUGUUGGCCGUUUUGAUGCAUAGCUUGACUAUAUUUGGCAGAUGACACAAUGUGCGCUAUUUGUCGAUGGUGCAAGAAGCUUGAUUAUACUUAUUCAGGUUUUCUAAGAUCUAGGGUUGAAGUCCUUGACAUUCCAUAUACAGUAUUAAGAUCUAGGGUUGAAGUCCUUGACAUUCCAUAUACAGUAUUAUGGCAUGUGUGUGUCAUGGAGUUGAGAUGAAGAUUUUGCUUAGAGUUUUACUUUGACGUUUGGUGCGCUCUCUCUCGCUGUCGCACACACAGUUUAGAUGGUUGCUGCUCUUACACUUGGAGGGUCGUAUCUUAGUAACGUUGGCUAAUUUCUCUGGAACAUAUGAUUCAAGAGUGCGAGGUAGUGUACCGUUUUGAAUAAAGUAGAGUAAAUUGCAAGAAUGUGGGGUAAUAUCCAAUUUUCAUUAAUGUUAGUUGAAGAUUUAUCAGUGUUUGAUGUGGGGUAUGAACACUUUUGGUUUUGCUCAUGUUUUCUCUUAUUUUAUGUAGUAAUACACUAGAAUGUGGGAGUGGUAUACCUGUGCCCUGAUGAUUUUGAAUGAUGACUGUUGUGUGUUG